AUGACGACAGCCACACCCGACCAAGCUCGGCUACGGGCCAAGUCUUUCGACGCCUUGAGCACGGCAAGCCGUCCACAGGCCCCCAAAUUCAUAUUUGACGCCCCUAGACCAAGUAGCUCAAGACGAAUAGCUAUGCCGCGUGCCACGUCGAUAUCCGAAAUACAGAAUACCGCUGCCCGUCUGACUGCCGCACGCGGCCGCCUAGAUGGCGGUGAACCGAACAACGCGGAGGACGGCUUAGAUAAUGUCGCCCGCGAGCAGACUGACAAAGAGGCUAUACGAGAACUUGGACAGUUCCUCCGCACUACUGGCCCUCGCCCUUCUCGGACUGAGGAUCCUCAUGACGAUCGUUGCUUUAGCAGGUCUCCGGAAGGUACCAACCGCCGCUGGUCUAUUCGCUCUCUGAGGAGAGGCGACAAGCGUCGGCCAAUAGCCACUACUCCAUCCAAUGACGCCGCCGUACUCAGGACAACGAUAGGUGGACACUCCUACAGAGCUAUCGCAGUCCCUUACGCUCCCUUUGACGGCCACCGUCGAACGUCGUCACUCCAAUACCGCAUGUCGGCCUUCCAAACACCGCACAUGCCUCCUGCCCACAACCGUGCCCCUUCGGUUGAUGGAAGGCAUUCAUCCGGCGAUAUCCGGAUCCCCCCUCGGGGAGCCAGCAACCGUGCCCCUUCGGUUGAUGGAAGGCAUUCAUCCGGCGAUAUCCGGAUUCCCCCUCGGGGAGCCAGCAACCGUUCUCCUUCGGUUGAUGGAAGGCAUUCAUCCGGCGAUAUCCAGAUUCCCCCUCGGGGAGCCAGCACUCGUUCGCGAAGCCGUUCGCAACUGUCAGCUAAAUCAUCCAAGGCUGGAGACAUUGCCGCCGUCAUUUCACGGUCUUCAUCGCGUGCCGAAAAAAAUUCCUACAAGGUGUCAGUCAGUGUGUCCACGGCUGAACCCGGUGUUCGGUCUUUCAUGCGCCUCAUGGAUCAGUGGCUCGAUGACCAGAAUCAAUCUCCGUCCACAGAGCAGGACGUCCAGAAAGCUCCGACAGGACCACAGCGGCCACUCAUCCACAGGGCGAAGCCCUCGGCCGCUACCCUUGCUCCUGUGUCAGAGCCAGGCGACGAGGACCAGCAGAGCAAUGAGGCGCUGUUUGUUACCUCCAUCAUCCCUGACUCUGAGCCAGAGCCUCCAGCAUUGUCUCCAUCAACAACAGCCAAGGGAACCCCCGAGGUUGGCUACGGGCUCCCCUUCACACCACCCCUUCGAUCCAACGAGCCCAGGUUCAAGGACGUCUCUGUUCACCACGAUGAAGACGGACAGGACUCUGCAGGAUUACUCUCGAGGACGCCUGAUUUGGGGAGUCAAAAAGAGUCGACAGCGGGCACCCGAACGCCGGGGCCGGGGGACGUGGCAGAGCCUAGUGGAAAUAACCUCAGGCAGCAAGGUAGGCGAGAAAGGGCCGGUCUCGACGAAAGCCAAUCUCCCCGACACUCCAUGACCAGCACGCUCGCGUCGUCACAGCAAUCGGUAUCGAUGAGUGAAAAUCAGAGCCAGUCGCUCAUGAGUGACACGUCAACGGCUACGGAAACCUUCACAAAGGAGAUCACUGGGCGGGGCGAUUUCACUACGGAGGACACGUCGGUGGCUGGUGACAAAUUUUCCGACUCGAAGAGAGCCUCGCUCAGAUCCACGGGAUCGGCAAGCACUGGCGGUAGCGGUACCACAGCAAGCCUUGCCGAACGGCGGAUGGCGCGUCGGGUACGGGUGCGCGAGAAGUUGCAACGGGACCUCGAUGCGACCAAGAACGCCAACCUCAGGAUCCAACGUCCUGGACCCACAGUCCCAGCUGCCGACUCACCGGUCCUUGGAUGGUUCCCCUCCAUGGGGCCUGAGGGAGCGUCAAACCCGCCUGGGAAGUCGCCUCUAGCUGGUACCCCAACGGGUCCGGGAGAAGAGCGGAGAGGCGGGCUUAUGCCAAAGCCAUUGGAGGAAGAGCCAUCGUCAGACCUACCUCCUUGCUGUAACUCCUCGGCUCAGGAGGUCACAGCCCAGAUCCCCGAGACGGUCCAGGAAGUGACAUCCCCCGCGUCACCGUCGACGCCUAAGCCAACCAAGCGCCUGACGCUGUCGCCUAUUAUAGUGCAGGAGACGAAGCCUGAGGCCAUUCCGACUCCAUCCCUAGCCAUGUCGCCCAUAAUGGUGGUGGCCAGCAUAGAACCGCCUCAGUCUCCGUCAUUGCCACUGUCGUCCUCAAGCCUACGCCCCCUGUCGCUACUAGCUAUCGGGACAGCCCCCAAUGUCCCACCGCGCUCCACGCUCCGGGCCGACACCAACAUCAGCCUGAAGCGAUACAGCACGCCAGCCGUGCCGAGCCCCCUCAUGUCGCCCGAGGCGGCGACCCCACGUAUGAGCAUGCACCUGUCUAGGACCAUCAAGUCCAACUCAGCCCCGCCUUCGUCGACGAACAACUCGUCCGGCAGUGCUGAGCAUCGUCGCAAGUUCUCCCAGAGCCAGCUCGACCAGGAGACGUACUGGCUGAGCCAGCAUCGACGUGAGACGGCCGAGGAGUGGCGCACCGAUGCCCUCCGGGAACGUUCAAGGCGCGAGGGCAACAGCCGCCUCAGCUGCUAUAGUAGCCAAAGUCAGACUACCCGUGGCGCUGGAGACGAUGAAUCCGACACGUCGGAAGCGGCUGACAAGUAUCGCAGCAGCAGCCUGCGUGCCCUCAAUGCCAAUGCCAGUCACAUGGUCGCCAUGGACCAGGAGGUCGGGCUCAACCAUGCUGAGCGUCGUCUGCUGCGCAUCCUGCUUCCACUGCUCGAGAGCAUGGACGCCACGCUCAAGGACAUGAGGAAGGACAGUAGCGACGGUGGUCUGUCGUCGAAGCUCGUCGAGUCUGCCAAAGCGAUCGUGGAAGCUGGGGAGGAGUCUGCUGACGACGACAGUCCCACGGCGCAGGUUGAUAGAGCUUCUGAACUGUCUUUGGCCCUCGAGUCUGCCAGGGCACUUGCCGAGCACACCACGGCGCUGACCCACGCGGAAGCCAACAUUGCUUCGUUAACCAUGGAUUCUGCCGAGGAAGUCACCACCAUCAAGGAGAAACGCAGUAACGCUACGGCGCUCGGCACCGAGUCUUACACCCUUGAGUCUGCCAAGGCACUUGCCGACACCAUGGCGGCGGAGCUUUCCAGGUCGGAAGAAACCACGGAGUCAACAAACCACGAGGAACUCGCCGCUGACGCUAUGGCUCAGUAA
Messenger RNA from Geosmithia morbida, 3243 nucleotides. RefSeq lists its product as uncharacterized. The record is from RefSeq and is a predicted model, not a curated record. Lineage: Eukaryota; Fungi; Ascomycota; Sordariomycetes; Hypocreales; Bionectriaceae. The coding region runs from base 1 to 3243 and encodes 1080 amino acids. The transcript has 3 exons.